GACUUCCAAGCCUUACACCACGUGAAACCUCAAAUAGGAUGUAUUGUGUUUUUUGUCCUUUAAAAGCAAGGCACGCAGCUUUGUGUGCAUGGGUAUACAUUCAUUACAGAAUCCUGGGAAACAUUUAAUUCUAUAAAAUGCUAUUGGUUUAGGAUUGGAAGUAAUAAGAAAAGCUGUCGUAGGCUGCGGGAGACUGCUACGAGUGUCUGAGGAAACGAACAAGAACAGGUCUCAGGACUACAAUGACCAUUCAGUCUGCUAUCAACAAAGAGCUCUUCAUCCCUCGUGAUGAGCGCCUGUUAGUGGCAGUGGAGGUGCGUAGGAGGAAAAGGAAGAGAGUAUCUUUCCUGCCUACUGGAGCCAAAGGAGACUACGUCACAUUCAUCUGUGUUUCAGUGACCAACACAAGACCACACCAGCUCCUCAUUAUAAAGGUGAAGCAGUUUGGCUCCUCUUCCUUCACCCGAAGGUCCGAGUGGACGGUGGAGCAGCUCAGACAUGUCAAUGGUAUCAACCCUAACAAGGACAGCCCAGAGUUCGACUUAGUGUUUGACAAUGCUAUGGACCAGUGGGUGGCCAGCUCAUCAGCAGAGAAGUGCAUCUUUGUCCAAAUCCUGUACCACGCCUGUCAGACCUACUGGGAGGGCAAAGCAGGACGUCUGGGCAAGGUGGGCCACCAGGGACGAGCUAGUCAGUGUGCUCACCGCAAUGUUGGAUAUGGUCCCGGUGACUCCUCACCAGUCUCUGCAUCCAGACCCCUGCAGGUCCGACAGCAGAGCGACAUUCCUCCAAGAAAGACAGAGUUCGUCAACUGCCAAUCCAAACUAACAGGAGAUUCCUGCACCAUGAAUCUGGUCAUCUACCGCUGCAAAGCCUUCUUUAAUCGUAUGAGGAAUAUAAUGGUUGCACACCAAAAUCGUACACAAGUUCGAGGUCAGCCGGGGCCGGGUGACACAAGGAGCACUAUGGGUAAUGUAGUCCACAGGGUGAAUGUGCUUGUGGGGCAGCGUGGAGAGGGACUGACUCGUGCUGAGGACAAGACGGUGAAACUGAUGCACAAAGCUCAACAGUUCGCAGACAUUGUUCACAAGAUGGCCCUGAAGUAAUCAAUGUAGGGUGUGGUGGGGGACGAAUGGAAUUCUUCGGGUGUUAAAGAUGAAUCCCGUAACUUGGACACUAACACAUCUGAUGCAGGCUGAGUAGAUGCAGUUACCUUGUCAUGACAGUAUAUAACUACUGCAGCAGAAAGCAAAACACUCCUGUUCUUGUAAUCUUGAUCUCUCAAAGUUCAGAUUGAAUGUUUUUUCUUAGUCAGAUGAGCCACUGAACACCUUCCUGUGACAGUAAUUACAUUUUUUGACCUGUUAAUUAAAAAUUAAGACAUUAUUAGAAAGAUAACUUUUGUGUAAUGUAUGACAUGGUUUGGACAUCAUUGGAUUCAGUUGUACAAACCUUUAAUUUAAUGUUACUCACCAAUAAUAAUUUUGUGUUUGUGUCUACUGUAUGUGUGUGUGUGUUGUGUGUAUUGUUUAUAGAUAGUGCAGGGUUAGGGUUGAUUUGUCACUUUAUAUCUUGCCUACUGGUCUGUAUCUUUUUGAUCUGUCUUCUGGUCCAUGUCUUCUGAUCUGUGUCUUCUGGUCUGCGUCUUCUGGUCCGUGUUUUGAAUAACUAAGUUAUUGAAACAGUGUGUAUAGGAUUUGAGAUAUCAAAUUUUUGAGCUAAGCUAACCAAGCUUAGCUUUUGGCCCCAGUAUAAUGUGUGUGAUGUAUUAACUCAGUGACAAUGUUCCCACACCACUUUAAACCAAUUAAAUGAGCCUCGACACACAA
Molecule: messenger RNA, 1829 nt
Organism: Pungitius pungitius (ninespine stickleback)
Lineage: Eukaryota; Metazoa; Chordata; Actinopteri; Perciformes; Gasterosteidae
Gene: stxbp6l
Product: syntaxin binding protein 6 (amisyn), like
Exons: 7
Coding region: 243-1106 (287 amino acids)
Source: RefSeq, a predicted model, not a curated record